AUGUCAUUUACAGCACAAGAGCCGGGAUGUAUGCAAAGAUUGCAGUUAAGAAAACGACUGUUUAUACCAUUUGCAUCAAUACUGACUUUUUCUGGAGAAACAAAAGACAAAUUUUACUUCUCUACAAGACUGAUCCAGUUAGGACAAAUUACUUCAGACAAACUGUCUCCUGUUAAACUGACAUGGUGGACAAUACACCAUGUGGAGUCUUUUUUGUUAUAUUUCAGGCAGCUGAACACUGACUUUGUUUGCUGGCGAGGGCUGUAUACAAAGUUCCUGUGUACACCAUAUGAGGAUAGAGAGGGCUGGCUUGUAGCUGUAACUCUUUAUAAUGGAACAUAUUACAUGUUUGAUUUUCACACAGAGCAGAAAAAGAAACAGAAGGCAUCGAUGACACAACGUGAUGAUGAAAUGUCUUGUUGGGGAUGGAAGUUUGAGCAGUAUUUAACUUCAGAUUCUCCCACUGGUGUUCCUGAUACAGAGUCUCCAUACAACAACUGCGAGGCUUUCUGUACUGUUGUUCGUUCAAGACUAAACUCUCAUUCCUUGGUUUACAGUGGUGAGGUAGAUGCUGUACAUACGGAUGAUGUACAUGGCAAACAUUACAUUGAGCUUAAAACAUCAAGGGACUUCAGCCAUCCCAGACAAUAUGUAAACUUUAAAAGGUUCAAGUUGAUAAAAUGGUGGGCUCAGAGUUUCCUGGUAGGUAUACCAGAGAUAGUGUGUGGAUACAGAGACGAUGAUGGAAUUGUACACAGGCUGGAAUCAUUUAGCACAAAGGAAUUACCAGAAAUUGCCAAGGAUAUAAGCAAUCCAUGGAAAGCAAAUGUGUGUUUCAACUUCUUGGAUCAGCUGCUAUCUUUUAUAAAGUCUACAGUAAAAAUUGAUGAUCACAGAACAGUCCAUCUGCUGCAGUGGUCUCCAGGUGAACCAGUCUUGUGUAGCAAGCCUCUCAGUGACUCAGAAUACAACUUCCUUCCAGACUGGUACACAGAUUAACAACUUUUCUCUGAAAAUAAAGUAAAACUGCCAAACCAUCCAAGAUCUGAGACAAGCAAAAUUUACACUACUCCAUACUUCAUAGGAGUAUUGUUGCACAUACUAUAUAUAAUUUAGUGCUGUAAAGGUAUAACUAUAAUACAAACUCUGUCUCAUUUGUAGGGAUACUUCAGAAUCUGUUGUUCUUAGUGAAAACUUCAUGGAUAGCUUACGUUGAGAUCUGUUACCUUACUGUAGGGAUAAUACACGUUUUUUUGUGUAUUAACGUCUGCAGAAGCCCGCGGGAUUGUUUGUGACCGAGACCGAAGGUCGAGGUCACAAACAUAUCCCAAGGGCUUCUGCAGGCGUUAAUACACAAAACAAACGUGUAUUGUCGCUAUUCUUGCAUAAAAAAACAUUACACGACGACUAAAUGCAUUGUUUUCAUAUGUGAGGACUUGACGAUUCCGGUACAUUUUUUAUUUACCAUUCUUGUUGUUCUUGGAAACGGUAAACAUGUUUUAAAUAUCCAUAACCGGGGCACACAUAACAACAACACUACUAAAAGCGUGAUUUGAAGGUUUUUGAGCAUCUUAUGUUUAUUUUUAGUUAUUACAAACGUUACAUUACACAUAAUUUUGCAUAUAACUUAAAAAUUUGAUAAACAGGAACACAAUUAUUUUAAGAAUAACAACUUUACAUUCUAAUUAUUUUGAGUACGAACAAACAGAGUACGGAUGAGUACGAAGCUAGUGACUAGCUUUCCAGGUUUAAAAUUAAUUAUUAUAUGAAUUCUGCGAACAAUCAGGUAAAAACAAACCGACUGAUACUAACAGAAAUCAUUAAUAUAAUACCUAAAAACGGGCAAUAGCACAAGUUACACGAUACUUAUUUAUUCACAAUUAUUUACAAUAACUGAACAGACGCUUUGUAAAGGGAGUAAACUCUAAGAGAAGCUAGAGCGUACACUGAUGGGGGCAGUACGUUUGGGGUUGGAAACUAAUACAGCUAAACAUACUAUGGAUUACAUUGUAUCUAUAAUGCUACAAGAAGAGGUUAUUAUGGAAGAAACAAGAUGCAUAUGCCAAAUAUCAGUCUGCGCAGAAAUACAUACAUACGUCCCUGGCAAAGCAUUUCAAAAAUAAAAAUCAUGUAUUAACAGCACGUGAAUUGCCUUGUUUGCACACGAUUUUUCUCCCGUUUAUACAUUGGCGGAUCCAGUGAAAAAAGUAGUUUUUAUGCAAGAAUGUAUAUAUAAAUGUGUGUUUGUGUUCACGAGAUCACAUUGGUAUACAUUGAAUGCAAUAUAUGUGUCAUUAAAAAUUGAAAUAAAGUAAACAACACAUGGAA
Molecule: messenger RNA, 2328 nt
Organism: Mercenaria mercenaria
Lineage: Eukaryota; Metazoa; Mollusca; Bivalvia; Venerida; Veneridae
Product: decapping and exoribonuclease protein-like
Exons: 8
Coding region: 1-999 (332 amino acids)
Biological process (GO): NAD-cap decapping; nuclear-transcribed mRNA catabolic process
Cellular component (GO): nucleus; cytosol
Molecular function (GO): mRNA 5'-diphosphatase activity
Source: RefSeq, a predicted model, not a curated record